Bactrocera latifrons is the source of this 983-nucleotide messenger RNA. RefSeq lists its product as uncharacterized. NCBI's taxonomy places the organism in Eukaryota, Metazoa, Arthropoda, Insecta, Diptera, Tephritidae. The transcript has 2 exons. The coding region runs from base 91 to 834 and encodes 247 amino acids. The record is from RefSeq and is a predicted model, not a curated record.
AUCGCAAGCCAUAAACACGUUUUAGCUCUCAUUAACGUCAGACCGGAGUCCAACUCGGUCAAGAUUAUCCAUCAAUAUUGCGAACGAAAGAUGUACGGAUUUCUCCUUUUUUGCCUCGUUGCUGCCGCAGCGGCGGAUAAUUUGGGAUACAAUUACCAGCCACUUGGACACGAUGCUCCGAUUGGAGGAGUCCUUCUCGGCAAUGCUAUCACAAACGGAGCAAACAGCUACUCCGGUGGAGUUGCCACUACAACUGACAGUGGAUUUGGCGGACUCGCUGGCACUAAUGAUGCCGGAAACUUCGCUCACAGCGGUAGUGGAAUAGGAUUAGGUCCACAAUCUGGACACAUCGAAUACAACAAGGAGUUCUACACUUACGCUGCGCCCGAGCUCGAGUUCGAGGAUAAUAUUGGCGCUGAACAAUUCGGCGGAUCGCUAAAGAAGCAAUUGCGUGUGGUCUUCAUUAAGGCGCCAGAAAAUCAAGGUCUUAGCAAUGCCGUACUGCAGUUGGCUCAACAGGCUGCCGAGCAGCGCACUGCUAUUUAUGUGCUUAGCAAGCAACCCGAUGUCUCUGAAUUGGCCAACAAGUUGCAGGCGCUGAAGGGUAGCAGCACGAAUGCACCAGAAGUGCAUUUCGUUAAGUAUCGCACGCCCGAAGAUGCGGCGCAUGCACAGCACGCCAUUCAAUCGCAAUACGAGUCCCUGGGCGGUCAAUCGCAACACUCAAAUGAAGGUGUGGCACCAGUUUUGGACUUCGCUUCGCCUGCGGCAGUGCCGUUAGCGCAGAGUCAAGGCGGUGCUGAAGCUGCCGUUGGCUAUCUGCCACCGAAUUAGAGUUUUGAUGUAAUAUAAUUAAAUUAAAKUAGAAAAAUUUCAUUGCAUUGGAACUUGUUGUUCUAGCUUUUAUAUCAUACUUCAUAUUUUGAGAAUUUACGGCACAUCCUAGUUAACUAAUAUUAAAUAAAUUUGGUAUUUUAUUAAAA